UAGUUGUUUCCAGCGCGCGUCGCUCUGGCCUUUCAUUGAUAGCUCUCACAUGCACACAACACACACAACAAAUGGCUGAUCGCAUGGAGCUCCCCAAACGAUCGCGUGAAGAGGAUGAAUUGGAGGAGGACUCGGUCGGUCCGCCGAGAAAGCGGUCCGCAUCUCGCAGUCCAACCGGCGAUGCCUCUCCAGCAUAUCGACUUGCGGAGCGGCCGCGGCGAUACAGCAACGAAGAUAGCCCACAUGAACCUACAUACUACAGAGACCGGGAUAGAUCGCGAUCUAAAUCUCGUUCGAGGGAUCUCUCAGCCUCAAGAUCAAGGUCCAAAUCAACAUCUGAACGUCGCUCCAUAUCUCCGCAUCCCACUCCUCCCCCACCAAAGCCCACCGAGCUCCACUAUCACCCUACCAUGAUCCUGCGGGGACACAAAAAAGCUGUUUCCGCAGUCAAGUUCUCUCCAGACGGGAAGUGGAUAGCUAGCUGUUCCGCCGACUGUACUGUCAAGAUCUGGGACGCACAAACAGGGCGACUAGAACACACGCUGGAAGGCCAUCUCGCCGGAAUUUCCACAAUAGCAUGGUCGCCCGAUUCCAAAGUCCUCGCAUCCGGCUCCGACGACAAAUCCAUUCGAUUGUGGGAUGUUGCCACGGGAUUAGCUCAUCCCACACCUUUCAUCGGGCACCAUAACUAUGUCUACUCCAUCGCCUUUUCGCCAAAAGGCAACAUGCUCGUUAGCGGAUCCUACGACGAGGCCGUAUUUCUAUGGGAUGUGCGAGCUGCCCGCGUAAUGCGCUCGUUACCCGCACACUCUGACCCUGUCGGGGGUGUCGACUUUGUCCGCGACGGCACACUGAGCGUAAGCUGCUCGCACGACGGCCUGAUUCGAAUAUGGGACACUGCCACUGGACAGUGUCUCCGGACACUUGUUCAUGAAGACAAUGCUUCCGUUACUUCAGUCAUCUUCUCGCCCAAUGGGAAAUAUGUGUUGGCUUGGACCCUUGAUUCUUGCAUUCGGUUGUGGAAUUACAUCGAGGGGAAAGGGAAGUGCGUGAAGACGUACCAGGGUCAUAAUAAUAAGACUCACAGUCUUGCGGGUGCAUUUGGUACUUAUGGCAGCGACCCGCCCCACGAGUACGCUUUUGUCGUAUCAGGCAGUGAGAACGGGGAUCUUGUGUUUUGGGACGUGAGUUCCAAGAAUAUAUUGCAGCGGAUUGAGGGUGGGCAUUCAGACGUUGUCUUGGGUGUCGACACACAUCCGACAGAGAAAUUGGUAGUCAGCGGAGGAUUAGAUAAGGCAGUACGGGUCUGGAGGGAUCAUACAAUGCCUCCAAAGCCUGCUACCGAGAUCUCAACUGCGGAGGCGACGACAAAUGGAUACGAUCCUCAUGUUCUUCCUCCAAAUCCCUUUGGAGACAGCUGA
Messenger RNA from Periconia digitata, 1421 nucleotides. Lineage: Eukaryota; Fungi; Ascomycota; Dothideomycetes; Pleosporales; Periconiaceae. The record is from the annotation of a GenBank genome assembly.